AACAGCAAGCGCUCACUAAACUGUUGAGUCUGCUGAACGCAGCCAAUGUUCUGACUAUUACGUAAACACACAGAUGCAGGAAAGCUAUUUUCCUUGCUUCAAAAUUUCUCCGGGUGACUGAGAGCGUAAAUAAUAAUUUAAAAAAUCGGAGCACUAUUUAUUGUUGGUACAUCAUGCUAGACCACGAUAAUAUCGUUUGGAUGAAAUGGGGUACACCCUUCUUUAGGGGGCCCUUCACAGAUCUUUUCCUCCAUGUACGCAAUGUUCAGUGUAUGAAAGAGUGUGCACCAUAUGAACUGAUGUUUAUGGACUGCAUGGAGGCGUACGGGUAUCACAAGGGCAAAGAAAAGUGCAGACUGAUACUUGAUGACAUGUUUGAAUGUAUAUAUAAGAACAAGAGAAUACUGCGCGUCUACAAAAUGGAAGAGGAGCGACAGCGUCAGUUUAAGAGUGGCGAGAGAAAGAAUCGCUAUGAGGAAACUCCACCACUCGAUCUGUAUUAGAUCGUUUUCCUUUUUCCUCAAGAAAAUGCAUAGUUUAUGUAUAAAUGUAUUGGACUAAAAAGAUUAAUUUGAUAGAUGACAAAAGAACUUUUAUCUAAAGAAAACCUAUCGCAUCAAUUUAUUUGCUUGAAAACUUGUCUCCCUGGAAUGUUUCAUCAGUGAAGUACAUUUAAGAAUCACGAUCUGUUAUCUUUUCCAACAAUCUGUUAACCAUGUUCAUUUGUAUCAAUGUAGAUUAAUUUUAAUCUUGAUUUAACUUAUUUGUUAUUUUUCUUAAAUUCUAAGAAUAAAAAGAAAGAUAAAGGAUAAGUUAAACUGGGAUUGAACUUAAUGUAAAUUGAUAGAAAUACACAUAAAAAAACUCAGUAAUAAAACAUUGAUUUUAAUUCACAUAAAAAAACUGCGAUAAGAAUGUCAUUCGGAAUAUCUGGCAGAUAUUCGAUUUAUAAAAAGAUAUGUUGUAGUAUAUAAAUAUUAUUAAUAAACAAUAAGAAUGGCUCGUGUAUAUUUAAACAAAUAUGAAAUAAAACAAGAUCAUUAAG
This is a messenger RNA of Solenopsis invicta (red fire ant), 1045 nucleotides long. RefSeq lists its product as uncharacterized. The transcript is spliced from 2 exons. The record is from RefSeq and is a predicted model, not a curated record. Lineage: Eukaryota; Metazoa; Arthropoda; Insecta; Hymenoptera; Formicidae. Bases 174 to 503 code for a protein of 109 amino acids.